CCCUAAAUAAUUUAUAUCAUCAAAUUUCAUGAUGUGAAAUUGUUUCUGAGGCUAAGAUUUCAAUGGUGCGGCCAUUAAUGGCAGGCGGCUACUUAGUGGUAGUGACAACUAUGAUGAGUGGAAAGUUUCCAAGAAAGUUGGAAGAGUCAGCCAAUACAAUGAGCUUAUCAAUUGUGGGGAAUAUAGCUCAUUUGUGUCACAGGUGUGGGAAUUGAGAAGCCAAGAUGUAUGUUUGUCCAAUGAAUCCACUUAUUUGGAGAACACCCAUUUAUUCCUCUGUUCUUUCUGAAUAGAAGUGUGUCAGAAAACUUCUGUAUCGAAUUUUUAUUUGGUUAUAUUUUUUGAUCUUGUUCAGUUCCAGCUAAUGCAUAAGAUUGGUUAUAUAUCUCCGGAUCGUUUGUUUGGGUUUUCUGGCUGCUGAUAUCACUGAGAUUACUGUGAAACAGAAAUAAAAUGGAACCGUGUAGACUCCCUGCUGCACUUUCAAUUUCCCUCCUUAUUUUUCUCUUCCUUGUUGAAGUUGUUUCCGCAGAGAAAAAAUCUGCUUAUCAUGCACUGGACGUUGUAUCUCGGCUGAGGGAAGUGAGUUCUCCCGUGCAGGUAUAUACCACCAGUGGAAAAGAGGAGAAGAUGGUUUCUCCAUGGAGCCUGCAAGUUUUCCACAGAGAUGGUUUAGUGAUGGGAAACGUGAGCUACGAGCAGAGGCUCAGAGAGAGGUUGGAAAGGGAUUCGCGGAGGGUGAAGACUCUGAACAGAUGGGUUGAGAAGAAGUUGAAUGGGAACGAGAAGGAAAGAAUAGAGGGCAAGGCGAAGAUUGAUGAUGUCGGAGGCGAUGUAAUAUCUGGCCUGUCAGAAGGUAUUGGGGAGUAUCUUAUCCGUAUAGGUGUGGGAACGCCAGCCACUAUGGAGUACCUUGUGUUGGACACUGGCAGUGACGUGACUUGGUUGCAGUGCAAGCCAUGCUCUCACUGCUACAACCAGGUGGACCCUGUGUUUGAUCCAUCCUUAUCCACUUCAUUCACCGCAAUUCCUUGCGAUUCCCAGCUUUGCAAUGAGCUGGAUACAUCGGGCUGUGACAAGAAGGGGUGCUUAUAUGGUGUCUCUUAUGGUGACGGCUCUUUUACUGUGGGACACUUUGUUAAGGAAACACUAACAUUUGGUACAGCACCAGUUAAGAGCAUGCCCAUCGGGUGUGGGCAGGACAACGAAGGGUUGUUCCAGGGAGCAGGAGGCUUGCUUGGUCUUGGAGGGGGUCCCUUAUCAUUUCCCAGCCAACUCGGGUCAUCUGGCACAACAUUUUCUUACUGUCUUGUAGACCGAUAUUCUGACAGCAAGGGCACUCUGCGCUUCGGCCCCGGGGCUGUCUCCAGUGAGAAGUCCGUCUUCACCGCGCUUCUCAAAAACCCACAAGUGAACACAUUUUACUAUGUUUCCCUGACGAGUAUUACCGUCGGCGAAUUGCUCGUGGCUCUCCCAAAGAACGUAUCUGGAUUCGACGAAAUGGGCAAGGGUGGGAUAAUAGUGGACUCGGGCACGACCAUCACGAGGCUACAAGCACAAGCUUAUGGACCCUUGCGAGACGCCUUCUUGGCGGGUACCACAGAUCUUCCCCGGGCGGACGGAAUGUCCAUAUUCGACACUUGCUACGAUCUCUCAGGGCGUCAAACGGUGGAAGUUCCUACUAUUAGCUUUCAGUUUUCGAACGGGGCUUCUUUAGCUCUGCCGGCAAGCAAUUAUAUAAUUCCUGUGGAUUCCUACGGGACAUUUUGCCUUGCUUUUGCACCCACUUCAAGAGAUCUGUCAAUUAUUGGGAAUUUUCAGCAGCAGGGCAUUCAAGUCUCUUUUGACUCUACCAAGUCUCUCGUUGGCUUUGCAGACAACCAGUGCUAAUUCAGUACUGGGUUUGGCUAUGCAUAAAAAACUAUCCAAAUUAAGAUGAUGAAAUCUACAAGUAUAUGACUCUGGUUUUCCACUGGGUUUUGGCUAUGCAUAAAAAAACUAUCAGUACAAGCAACACUCGUGGAUAAUAGUGUACUAAUAUGAGCCUGGCUUGCAAAAGGAGUGUAAUAGACUGCACGCCACCACUGUAUUUAAUUAUUUUAUGGUAUGUUUUGUGAACGCAGUUGCUGUGGUAGGUUAUUGGAUUUUCAUAUUGGUUGAAUUAAAAUUGAUCGUGUUAAUUAAA
Molecule: messenger RNA, 2185 nt
Organism: Cryptomeria japonica (Japanese cedar)
Lineage: Eukaryota; Viridiplantae; Streptophyta; Pinopsida; Cupressales; Cupressaceae
Product: protein ASPARTIC PROTEASE IN GUARD CELL 2
Exons: 3
Coding region: 454-1890 (478 amino acids)
Biological process (GO): proteolysis
Molecular function (GO): aspartic-type endopeptidase activity
Source: RefSeq, a predicted model, not a curated record